UUGUUAGUAAACAUGCUACAAAAUCAGUCCUGGACCUGGAGUUUUGCGAAUCCUUGUUAAUGGCCAACAAUGGUGAACCCCCACGAUGAUAGUGUACCCAUCAACGACAUCUCCACUCUCCCUCUCCAGAAAACUCUGAUCCUCAAUAAAUGUUUAUUCAUUUCCGAGACUCCUCUACUCGUCACCUCCUGCGCUCUCCACUGAGAUCAUUCCACAUCUCCCGGACCCUCCAAUGGAAGCUCCGGGACGAGUUCAAGCUGACCCGUCCCGAGCUAGUCGACCGUAUCUCCAGCCUUCUCGUUCUCCAACGUUUCGAUGCUCUUACAAAGCUCUCCUUCCAGUUCUCAGACGAACUCCUUGAUUCCGUUCUGCGAAAUUUGAGGUUAAACCCUAGUGCCUGUUUAGGGUUUUUCAGGUUGGCCUCGAAUCAACAAAACUUUAGACCUAAUAUAACGUCUUACUGUAGAAUUGUACAUAUAUUGUCUAGAGCACGUAUGUAUGAUGAAACCAAAGCGCAUUUGAAGGAAUUGGUAACUAUAUGUAAGAAUAACCACUCGGCAUUUUUUAUUUGGCGUGAGCUUGUCAGUGUUUACGAGGAGUUUUCUUUUUCUCCAACUGUUUUUGAUAUGAUUUUAAAGGUAUAUGCUGAGAAGGGCCUUACAAAGUAUGCAUUACACGUGUUUGAUAAUAUGGGUAAGUGUAGUAGCUUGCCUAGCUUGAGGUCUUGCAAUUGUUUGCUGAGUAACUUGGUGAAAAACGGCGAACAUCACACUGCUAUACUUUUGUAUGACCAGGUAAUAAGGCUUGGCAUUGUUCCUGAUACUUUUACAUAUUCUAUAAUUGUGAAUGCCUACUGUAAGGAAGGUAGAGUAGGUAGAGCUGCGGACUUUGUCAAAGAAAUGGAGAGUUCUGGUUUUGAGCCAAACACAGUGACUUACAAUAGUUUGAUGCAUGGUUAUGUUAGUUCGGGAGAUGUGGAGGGUGCAGAAAAAGUGUUGAAGUUGAUGUCUGAAAAGGGUGUUUUAAAAAGUGUAGUCAGUCAUACCCUUUUGAUUAAGGGUUACUGCAAGCAAUGUAAGAUGGAGGAAGCAGAGAAAGUUCUUCUGAGAAUGAAAAAAGAUGAGUCAAUAACUGUGGAUGAGCGUGCUUAUGGUGUAUUGUUAGAUGGGUAUUGUCAAACUGGAGAAAUGGAUGAUGCUAUUAGGAUCCAGGAUGAGAUGUUAAAGUUAGGCUUAAAGAUGAAUGUUUUCAUUUGCAAUUCCUUGGUUAACGGUUACUGUAAAACUGGUCAAAUUGAUAAAGCAGAGGGAAUAGUGAAGCGCAUGAGAAGCUGGCACCUAAAACCAGAUUCCUUUAGUUAUAAUACUCUGGUAGAUGGAUACUGUAGGGAAGGUCAAACAAGUGAAGCUUUCGUGCUUUACGAAAAGAUGCUUCGGAAAGGGGUUGAACCAACUGUUGUAACUUAUAAUACUCUUCUCAAGGGUUUAUGUCAUGCAGGCGCUUUCAAUGAUGCUUUGCGUCUUCGGGAUUUAAUGGUGAAAAGAGGUGUGGUGCUUGAUGAGAUUGGAUAUUGUACUCUGCUUGAUGUGUUCAUCAAAAUGAAAGAUUUUGAUGGCACCAUGAGUCUAUGGAAAGAUAUUUUAGCUCGGGGCUUUACUAAGACCAGGUAUCUUUUCAACACAAUGAUAAACGGACUAUGCAAGAUGGGGAAAAUGGUUGAAGCGGAGGACCUUUUCAUCAAGAUGAAGGAGCUUGGAUGUGCCCCCGAUGAAGUAACUUAUAGAACCCUGAGUGAUGGAUAUUGUAAAGUUGGAAAUAUUGAUGGAGCUUUCAAAGUAAAGGACUUGAUGGUUUCAGAAUCAAUAUUUCCUUCCAUUGAAAUGUACAAUUCUCUGAUUACUGGAGUCUUUAAGUCAAGGAAAUUAAGUAAAGUGAUGGAUCUUAUUGCUGAGAUGCACACUAUAGGACUAUCCCCUAAUACUGUUACUUAUGGAGCCCUUAUUGCUGGUUGGUGCAAUGAAGGGAUGAUGGAUAAAGCUUUUAAUUUAUAUUUUGAUAUGGUUGGUAAAGGGUUGAGUCCCAAUGUCGUUAUGCAUACCAAGAUCAUCAGUAGUCUCUACAGGUUUGGGAGCAUUGAUGAAGGAAGUGUGCUGUUACAGAAGGUUGUGGAUUUCGGUACUUUUCCAGAUUGUGGAGCUUCUUUGCAGCCAUGUAAAGCUGGCAUUAGAGAAAAAGAAAUUGAAAAAAUUGCAGAUUUUCUCAUUGAAAGUGCAAAAACUGUACCUCUGCCCAACAGUAUUGUUUACAAUAUAGCUAUUCUGGGACUCUGCAAAUCUGGAAAGAUUGCUGACGCCAAGAAAUUUCUUUCUACUUUGCUUCUUCGAAAUUUUAAUCCAGAUAAUUUUACUUAUUGUACCCUUAUCCAUGCCACUGCAGCCACUGGUAAUGUUAAUGAGGCUUUCAACUUACGAGAUGAGAUGCUGAAUAGGGGUCUGGUUCCUAACAUUACUACAUAUAAUGCUCUUAUAAAUGGCUUGUGUAAGUCAGGGAAUUUGGGACGAGCACAAAGGCUUUUCUAUAAACUUCACCUGAAGGGUUUGACUCCUAAUCUCGUGACCUAUAAUAUAUUGAUAAAUGGGUACUGCAAAACUGGUGAUAUUGCUGAAGCUUUUAAGUUGAAAGACAAAAUGAUCGCAGAAGGGAUAGUUCCAUCUGUUAUUACCUAUUCUGCCUUGAUCAAUGGUCUUCGCAAGCAAGGAAAUAUGGAAGAAUCAGUGAUGCUUUCUGCUAUCAUUAUCAAAAUGGGAAUCAAAGCAAACCUUGUGAAAGAUACAAAUUUGAUUCAAGAUGAUGUCAAGGAUGAGAAUAUGCAAAAGGUCUGUGACCUUAAUAGUGUGGUACAUGAUAGGAAUCUCUCAUCUGUUAUUUAUGCCUCAUGAAGAAGUAGGUAAGUAAUGCCCUGUACACGACUCCGAAAAAGCUGUAUGUGGAUGCAUAUCAUCAAUAGACUAAAAAUUUGGAUCUUCCUCGAGGGUAACUGAUGAUUUGCUUUGGUGCACUAAUUUUUUGAGUUCAGAUUUCUACACUAAUUCAGAUCAACCCAUCCCGGCAAAUUCAUAUCAACCCAUCUCUGCUUACUGUCCAAUGAGAUACAGUAGGAUCUGUGCUGGUUGCCAAUAUGAGAUUGAUUUUGGACGCUAUCUGAAUUGUUUAAAUGCAUUUUACCAUCGAGAGUGCUUCUGCUGCCGUGCUUGCAACCUACCGAUUUCUGAAUUUGAGGGCUCGUCCAUUUUGGAUUUAGAAGUACUGCUCUUCCCAUGAACAAUGAUGGUACUUCUCAGUGCUGCAGCUGUUAAAGAAUGGAGCCACGGGACACAUGAUAUGUCAUGCUUAAUAUGGUUGAAAGCUCUGCCGAGAGUUUCUUGACUUUGCAAUCAUGAAGAUGAAGACAAGUGGACACCAACCCGUUUAUCUUGAUUUACAAGAAUGUUAUGAAGGUUUAAAUAUGAAAGUAGAGCAGCAAGUUCCAUUACUAGUUGAAAGACAAUCAUUAAAGGAAGCAAGAGGGUGAAAGAAUUGUAAUGGCACAUGGUCAAACCAUAAUAUAUCUGACAGAUUCUAUACUUUGUAAGGUUUAAUUUGACAUGUCAGACAGUGACUCAGUUUUUCAAAGGCUAUCUUUGCAUAUAUUAAUGCAAUAUGCCUUUAUGCUCAAAUGAGGGGUAUAAAUACGUUGUUACAUAUUGGAAAAUGCAUGCAACUGUUCCUGUGUUCUAACUAAAGGUGCUAUUAUGUUUAGCUUCAGAUGUGUCAUUGCCUCUUUGUUCAUAAUAAAGUGCUUGAGAAUUUUGUUC
Molecule: messenger RNA, 3854 nt
Organism: Humulus lupulus (European hop)
Lineage: Eukaryota; Viridiplantae; Streptophyta; Magnoliopsida; Rosales; Cannabaceae
Product: putative pentatricopeptide repeat-containing protein At1g19290
Exons: 4
Coding region: 150-2939 (929 amino acids)
Molecular function (GO): protein binding
Source: RefSeq, a predicted model, not a curated record